UGAACGGACUGUACACGAGGCGGCGAGACGCUGUGCGCGGUACUUUGCUGUCACAGAAAACGGGAUAAAAGCGCAUAUAGGCUAGUUAUAAAGCGUCCUGUGUGUUUGCUGAUUGGCUGAAACGUGACCGCUCUGCCCACCGCGUGCACAUAUAACAGGUGCACAGGCUCGCGCUACUCAGGUGUCCCAGUCCGUCAGCACCCGAGGGCACGCGCGGGCGAGGAAAUCACAGAACUGCUUAGAUAUCAUUUAAAAUAACGCAAAGUUCAUGGCUGCCCCCGCACACAGCAGCUGCGUGUGGAUGCUGCUUCUGGGCGCGUGCGUGUCGAUGGUGGUUGGAAUGGACUGCGGGAAGGAGUGCGCACUGUGUGUGUACCGUCUGCUGGGACAGCAGUCUGGUUUCUCCUCCCUGGCAUGCUCACUUGAGUGCGAUGGUGGACUGGACAGCCAGAAGCUCCGCCAGUGCCGGGACUUCUUACUGGAGGAAAAAAAACACAUUCGUCUAGAUGCUGACCCCGGUCAGGGACAGGAGGCAGCUGGCACCACGAGGGCUGAUGAUGAGGAAGCAACAUCACCAGAGCACCAGCUAGCCAAGAAGUACGGUGGCUUCAUGAAGCGCUAUGGUGGUUUCAUGUCUCGCCGCUCCUCCUCUCCAGAGGAAGCACUAGAGGAUCCUGGAAACCAGGAUGAGGAAGAAAAUGUUCGCCUGGAGAUCCUGAAGAUCCUUAAUUCAGCUGCCGAGAGCGGUGGUGAGGGGGAUGAUCAGGGAGGUGAGGUUAUAAAGAGGUACGGAGGCUUUAUGCGUCGGGCUGAAGGAGGGGUGGAGCACAGCAACAUGCUGGAGGCGGUUUUAGGCCGUGGGCUCAAGAAGCGCUAUGGUGGGUUCAUGAGGCGUGUUGGCAGGCCUGAGUGGCUAGUGGACAGCAGCAAGGGUGGGGGGGUAUUGAAACGGGCCUGGGAGGAUGGCAGCGAGCUACAGAAGAGGUAUGGAGGGUUUAUGGACUAGGACACUACAGUUAUGACCCUUUGAUCUGCUCAUCCCUCCAACCCCCUCUGUUCAACCAAUCACCUUGUAGUCUGGACUUGUUGCUGUUUGAAUCAACUCCUCUGCUAAUUGCAUUGCAUCAUUUGGCUUUGUAUACCGUGCUGCUCCCUACUUCACUGGUUCGUCCGGUUCUACAAUGAUAAAAAGAUGAACAUACAUUAUUCCGCUGUAAACAAAUCAUUUUGGUCUGUUUCUGGUUUUCAUGAAUAUGUUAUUUAUUAAAAGAAUCUGUUGAUCAA
Monopterus albus (swamp eel) is the source of this 1284-nucleotide messenger RNA. RefSeq names its product proenkephalin a (gene penka). NCBI's taxonomy places the organism in Eukaryota, Metazoa, Chordata, Actinopteri, Synbranchiformes, Synbranchidae. The transcript has 3 exons. The record is from RefSeq and is a predicted model, not a curated record. Gene Ontology annotation, molecular function: opioid receptor binding. Bases 269 to 1006 code for a protein of 245 amino acids. Gene Ontology annotation, biological process: sensory perception; chemical synaptic transmission; neuropeptide signaling pathway. Gene Ontology annotation, cellular component: plasma membrane; axon terminus; neuronal cell body.